CUCUCGCUCGUUCUCUCGAAGUCCGUGGGAUCCCCAAUCGAUCCCCUCCGCUCCGCUCAUUCCUUGCAUCGUCUUCUCCUCACUGGAACCUGUUGACAGGAUCUGCAUCCAGCACAGCCGACUGCUCCUCCAAUGACUGUCCGCCGUGGAGAUCGUGCACCGGUUCCUAUCCGAGAGCACAUGGCCAUCGAUGUAUCCCCAGGACCGAUACGACCCAUUGCCCAAAUUUCAGCUUACUUUCCUCAUCCUGGGUUGGAAGGGGUGCUGACGACACAAGAUAAGAUAAGGGGUGAAGGAACAACUGUACCCGCAGGAACUGGGGAAGGAGAAUCUACUGAAGGAUAUGAUUCUGAUGAGAACACAUCUCUUGGGACUCUUGAAUUUGAUAUUCUCUAUGAUCCAGAAAGCUGCACCCUUGACUGCACCAUCCUACGAGCCAAGGGACUGAAGCCAAUGGAUUUUAAUGGCUUGGCUGACCCUUAUGUCAAACUACAUCUCCUUCCAGGUGCUUGUAAGGCCAACAAACUGAAGACACGCACUCAGCACAACACUCUCAAUCCUGUGUGGAACGAGGCCCUCAUCUACAAUGGGAUAACCGCAGAAGACAUUGCUCGGAAGACCCUGCGAAUCACUGUCUGCGAUGAGGAUAAGCUGACCCACAACGAGUUCAUUGGCGAGACGCGAGUGCCACUAAGACGCUUGCACCCUGGCCAAAAGAGACACUUCAACCUGUGCUUAGAACGGCAGCAACCGCUGGCAUCCCCUUCUUCCAUGACUGCCGCCCUGCGUGGAAUCUCCUGCUAUCUGAGAGAGUUGGAACCCCCAGCUGGCUGGGCCCUGGAAGAAAGGGGUCGCAUCCUGCUCGCCCUCACAUACAUCUCCGAACGUCAUGGAUUACUGGUGUCUAUUCUCCGCUGCGCCCACUUAGCUGCUAUGGAUGUAUGCGGCUACUCGGACCCUUAUGUAAAAACCUACCUGAAGCCAGAUGAAGAGAAAAAAUCAAAGCAUAAAACAACGGUUAAAAAGAAAACUCUCAACCCUGAGUUCAACGAGGACUUUUUCUAUGAGAUUGAACAGUCAGAUCUUGGUCAUAAAUCCUUGGAAAUCACCGUUUGGGAUUACGAUAUUGGGAAAUCAAAUGACUUCAUUGGUGGAGUGACCCUGGGAUUAGGGGCCAGUGGGGAGUGCCGGCAACACUGGCUCUCAUGCCUCCAGACCUCUGACUGCCGCCUGGAACAUUGGCACACUCUCACCAACGAGCUCCCAGAAUCCUCCACCUUUGGCCCUUGAAGCCCUCGUGAUCCCACAGAACUACACCCUUCUAUCUUGCCUGCCUGCCAA
Molecule: messenger RNA, 1341 nt
Organism: Pseudonaja textilis
Lineage: Eukaryota; Metazoa; Chordata; Lepidosauria; Squamata; Elapidae
Gene: DOC2A
Product: double C2 domain alpha
Biological process (GO): exocytosis; spontaneous neurotransmitter secretion; regulation of calcium ion-dependent exocytosis
Cellular component (GO): synapse; membrane; extrinsic component of synaptic vesicle membrane
Source: RefSeq, a predicted model, not a curated record